AUGACGAAGAUGGUGGGCCUGGUCGUGGGCUUAGCCAUGUUGGGCUGUAGUCUGCAGGUAGCCCGGGUCGGGGCGUCCGACCCGGAUUUUGUCCCUCUAUUUGUCUUCGGCGGUACGUUUGUGGACAGUGGGAACAACAAUUACUUGGACACGACAGUGAAAGCAGACGCGCCGCCUUACGGGAUCGAUUCUCCAACCGGCCGCCCCACCGGCCGUUUCUCUAAUAACCGCAACAUACCCGAUUUCAUUAGUCAAGCACUUAAGCUGCCGGAGCCACCAACGCCAUACUUGAGCCCACAACUUUCCGGGGAACGGCUGCUUUACGGUUGCAACUUCGCUUCCGCCGGAGCCGGGAUCUUGAAUGACACCGGACUUCGUCUGGGCAACAUAAUAACGAUCCCCAAGCAAUUGCAAGCCUUCCCUCAAUACAAGAACAAGCUGGGGGCGCAAGUCGCCGGAGGAAGAGAACAAGCUGAGCGACUAGUCAACAACGGAGUGUUCCUCCUCUCCAUCGUCUCCGACGAUUUCGUCAACAACUAUUACUCGCCACCUUUCUCGUCCCGCGCCAGCCAGUACACCAUCGUCGAAUUCAUCGAACUCCUGAUCUCCGAGCUAUCCAAAAUCCUGCUGAGGCUGAACGAGCUGGGGGCUCGCCGUUUGCUGGUGUUCGGGUCCGGCGAGUUCGGGUGCUGGCCGGCGCUUUUGGCAAUCAGGGGAACCGCCGACGGGGAGUACUGCGAUGCCGAGCUCCUCAACGCGGCGUCUCUCUUCAACACCCGGUUGAACCGGUUGGUUCAGCAGCUGAACGGCCGACUCGGUUACGUUUUCGUCACCGCUGCCAAUGCCGUUACGAUUUCCAACGCGAUCCGCAACAAUCCUGGGGCUUACGGGUUUACGGAGGCGAGGGUGGCUUGUUGCGGGCAGGGUCCUUAUAACGGAUUAGGGCAAUGCACUCCAGCGUCGAAUCUGUGUCCGAACCGGGAUGAGUAUGUGUUUUGGGAUUCCACCAAUCCAACCGACAAGGCUGAGGGGUUAUUUGUGGAAGGCAUCUUGAGUGGUCCUGCAGACGUUGUCUUCCCAAUCAACCUCAAUACCAUGCUCGCCAUGGAACACGAGAGCUAA
Molecule: messenger RNA, 1122 nt
Organism: Linum tenue
Lineage: Eukaryota; Viridiplantae; Streptophyta; Magnoliopsida; Malpighiales; Linaceae
Source: the annotation of a GenBank genome assembly